Messenger RNA from Rhinopithecus roxellana (golden snub-nosed monkey), 3421 nucleotides. It is a transcript of the gene MAN1A1, whose product is annotated as mannosidase alpha class 1A member 1. The transcript is spliced from 13 exons. Gene Ontology annotation, molecular function: calcium ion binding; mannosyl-oligosaccharide 1,2-alpha-mannosidase activity. Gene Ontology annotation, cellular component: extracellular exosome; endoplasmic reticulum; Golgi membrane. The record is from RefSeq and is a predicted model, not a curated record. Gene Ontology annotation, biological process: carbohydrate metabolic process; N-glycan processing. Lineage: Eukaryota; Metazoa; Chordata; Mammalia; Primates; Cercopithecidae. Bases 444 to 2408 code for a protein of 654 amino acids.
GCGGCGGAGGGUAUCGUGCUGCUCUAUUCGCUGCCACUCGCCCGCAGGUCCGCGCGCUCGCCCACCUGAGCCGCGCCGGGGCUGCGGAGCCACGGGCCAGCGCGCUCAGCCCAGCCUAGGAGACAGCAGUCUCAGCGCGGAGAUGGGGAGCGGGCGAAGUUGACGAGUCCCCCGCCCACGCUGCGCCCCUCCUGCCCAGAGGUGCGCUGCCCCUCCACGAGGGGCUGCAGCCAGCGGUCUGUCGCGCGUGCCUGUGUGCCCGAGGAGCCGCCCCGGGGAGAAGACCCGGCGCGGAGUUGUUCCCCCAGGGGAGAUCCGCAGCCCAGCCGAGGGGGUCGGGCGGCCUGGAUACGCAGGACCCAGCCCCGCAGCCGCGGACGCCCAGCGGCGGCGAAGUUUGGCUGCUGAGCAGCGCGGCGCCGGGCCACUGGACAGCGGGAGCGAUGCCCGUGGGGGGCCUGUUGCCGCUCUUCAGCAGCCCCGCGGGCGGCGGCCUGGGCGGGGGGCUCGGCGGCGGCGGCGGCAGCAGGAAGGUGUCGGGCCCCGCCGCCCUCCGCCUGACGGAGAAGUUCGUGCUGCUGCUGGUAUUCAGCGCCUUCAUCACGCUCUGCUUCGGGGCGAUCUUCUUCCUGCCAGACUCCUCCAAGCUGCUCAGCGGGGUCCUGUUCCACUCCAGCCCCGCCUUGCAGCCGGCCUCCGACCACAAGUCCGGGCCCGGGGCGCGCGCCGAGGACGCGGCAGAGGGUCGAGCCCGGCGCCGCGAGGAGGGGGCACCCGGGGACCCGGAGGCCGCCCUGGAGGACAACUUGGCCAGGAUCCGCGAAAACCACGAGCGGGCUCUCAGGGAAGCCAAGGAGACCCUGCAGAAGCUGCCCGAGGAGAUCCAAAGAGACAUCCUACUGGAGAAGAAGAAGGUGGCCCAGGACCAGCUGCGUGACAAGGCGCCGUUCAGAGGCCUGCCCCCGGUGGACUUCGUGCCUCCCAUCGGGGUGGAGAGCCGGGAACCCGCCGACGCCGCCAUCCGCGAGAAAAGGGCAAAGAUCAAAGAGAUGAUGAAACAUGCUUGGAAUAAUUAUAAAGGUUAUGCCUGGGGAUUAAAUGAACUGAAACCUAUAUCAAAAGGAGGCCAUUCAAGCAGUUUGUUUGGUAACAUCAAAGGAGCAACUAUAGUAGAUGCCCUGGAUACACUUUUUAUUAUGGAAAUGAAAAAUGAAUUUGAAGAAGCAAAAUCAUGGGUUGAAGAAAAUUUAGAUUUUAAUGUGAAUGCUGAAAUUUCUGUCUUUGAAGUAAAUAUACGCUUUGUUGGUGGACUACUCUCAGCCUACUAUCUGUCUGGAGAAGAGAUUUUUCGAAAGAAAGCAGUGGAACUUGGGGUAAAAUUACUACCUGCAUUUCAUACUCCCUCUGGAAUACCUUGGGCAUUGCUGAAUAUGAAAAGUGGUAUUGGAAGGAACUGGCCCUGGGCCUCUGGAGGCAGCAGUAUUCUGGCAGAAUUUGGAACCCUACAUUUGGAGUUUAUGCACUUGAGCCACUUAUCAGGAAACCCCAUCUUUGCUGAAAAGGUAAUGAAUAUUCGAACAGUACUGAACAAACUGGAAAAACCACAAGGCCUUUAUCCUAACUAUCUGAAUCCCAGUAGUGGACAGUGGGGUCAACAUCAUGUAUCAGUUGGAGGUCUUGGAGACAGCUUCUAUGAAUAUUUGCUAAAGGCCUGGUUAAUGUCUGACAAGACAGAUCUGGAAGCUAAGAAGAUGUAUUUUGAUGCUGUUCAGGCCAUUGAGACUCAUUUGAUCCGUAAGUCUAGCAGCGGACUAACUUACAUCGCGGAGUGGAAAGGAGGCCUCCUGGAGCACAAGAUGGGCCACCUGACCUGCUUUGCAGGAGGCAUGUUCGCACUCGGGGCUGAUGGAGCUCCCGAAGGCAUGGCCCAACACUACCUUGAACUCGGGGCUGAAAUUGCCCGUACCUGUCAUGAAUCAUAUAAUCGAACAUUUAUGAAACUGGGACCAGAAGCUUUCAGAUUUGAUGGUGGUGUUGAAGCCAUUGCUACAAGACAAAAUGAAAAAUACUACAUCUUACGGCCAGAAGUUAUGGAGACUUACAUGUAUAUGUGGAGACUGACUCAUGAUCCAAAGUACAGGAAAUGGGCCUGGGAAGCUGUAGAGGCCUUGGAAAACCAUUGCAGAGUGAAUGGAGGCUAUUCAGGCCUAAGGGAUGUUUACCUUCUUCAUGAGAGUUAUGAUGAUGUGCAGCAGAGUUUCUUCCUAGCAGAGACAUUGAAAUAUUUGUACCUAAUAUUUUCUGACGAUGAUCUUCUUCCACUGGAGCAUUGGAUCUUCAAUAGCGAAGCACAUCUUCUCCCUAUCCUCCCUAAAGAAAAAAAGGAAGUUGAAAUCAGAGAGGAAUAAAAAGACAUUUUAUAUUUUACUCUGCUCCAUUCCCUUCACUGCAUACCUUAAUAAUUCCUUUUCUGGUAAUCAGGCACAUGAUGAACUUUGAUUAGUAGGUCUAUGAUUAAGUUCUUAAAUUGUUUUGCAGUCUUUUAUGUUUAUUAUCAUAAGUAUAGGAGGACCUAAAUUCCUUAUCGUAUCCUUUAUUGUUCAGCCAGUGUAUCCACCAGUUUUUUGUUUGUUUUUAAGUAACCUAUUAUCUCUGGAGUUCAUGAAGGUGUAAUACCAUUUUUAUUAAACUGAGUAGAAUGGUAUAGCAAUGAUCUCCUAAUUACAAUUUGAUUUGACUGCAAAACUUUUUCCUCCUCUAAGAGGAGAUGAUGUCUGCUUUAAGCUGUAAUGUUUUGCCAUGUUGCAAAAAGCCAUAAUAAUAAGUAUAAAAAAGCUUUUUCCUUUUCAAUUUCAUGUUAAUCUGGUUUGUCUGUCCACCAGAGACAGAUCUUCUAACUGUGACAGCCUCUUUAUGCAGGUCUAUCAUUAUUUGAUAGAAUGUCUUCUAAAAUACUUCACUCACAUUAUAAUUCAAAUUAGAAAGUCAUUCCAAAAGGAUCAUCUCAUGUUGACCUCAUUUAAUCGGAACUGCAGUGUAUUUUUGUUGCUUAAUUAUAUUAGUGUUUUCUAUUUUGUAAAUGUGUCCUUUAAUUUUACUUUACUGCCCUGUGUCAAUUCUGGAUUAUAUACUGGUUAAUUUCUUCCAUUCCCUACUACACAGAGAGGUGAGCUCUCAAAUUUUGCAGAGCUCUGCUAUCACUGAAUUACAUUUUUCUAAACAAAAUAGUAUAACUUAAUGGAUUAGCUUUUGUGUUUAACUGAAUAUAUGAAGAAAUUGGGUCUCUCUAAAGAGAGGGUCUUUCUUUCUUUUUUGAGACGGAGUCUUGCUCUGUCACCCAGACUGGAGUGCAGUGGCGCUAUCUCGGCUCACUGCAACCUCCGCCUCCUGGGUUCAUGCCAUUCUCCUGCCUCAGCGUCCC